Ostreococcus lucimarinus CCE9901 is the source of this 921-nucleotide messenger RNA. RefSeq lists its product with no specific name. Lineage: Eukaryota; Viridiplantae; Chlorophyta; Mamiellophyceae; Mamiellales; Bathycoccaceae. Gene Ontology annotation, cellular component: cytoplasm. Bases 1 to 921 code for a protein of 306 amino acids. Gene Ontology annotation, biological process: NAD+ biosynthetic process; quinolinate catabolic process. Gene Ontology annotation, molecular function: nicotinate-nucleotide diphosphorylase (carboxylating) activity. The transcript has a single exon. The record is from RefSeq and is a predicted model, not a curated record.
AUGCGCUGCGCCGACGAAGCCGCGCGCGCGCCGAAGAUUGCCCCGCCGCCGCACCCGACGUAUUCGAUCGACGCCGUCGUGCGCGCCGCGCUCGAAGAGGACGUCGGUGACGUCGGUGACGUGAGCUCGCUGAGCACGAUCCCCGCGAGCACGCGCUCGACGGCGACGCUGCUGGCGAAGGCGACCGGGACGCUCGCGGGCGAGCACCUGGGGAGCGUCGUGCUCGCGGCGGUGGACCCAGAGUUAGAGGUGGAGUGGAUGAAGCGCGAUGGCGAACGAAUCGAACGCGGUGAGGUGUUCAUGCGGGUCACGGGAAGCGCGAGGAGCAUCCUGCGCGCGGAGAGAGUGGUGUUGAACUUUAUGCAAAGGAUGAGCGGGAUCGCGACGAUGACGGCGGCGUACGCGGCGGCGGCGGCUCCGGCGAUCAUGUUAGAGACGCGAAAAACAGUCCCGGGCCUGCGAGUUCUCGAUAAAUGGGCGGUGUUGAUCGGUGGCGGGAAGAAUCACCGAAUAGGGUUGUUCGAUAUGGUGAUGAUUAAGGAUAAUCACAUCGCCGCCGCGGGCGGCAUCGCCGCCGCCGUCGAGGCGUGCGAAAAGUAUUUACUCGAAAAUAAUCUCAAAGACGUCAAGAUUGAGGUCGAAGCGCGGACGAUGGACGAGGUGAAGACCGUGAUCGCGCUUCUGGACGACCCGAACGUCCCGACGGGCAGCGUCACUCGUUUAAUGCUCGACAACAUGUCCGUGGAGGACAUGACCGCCGCCGUGCGUCUCAUCGACGGCAGAGUCGACACCGAGGCGUCGGGUAACGUCACCCUAGACACCGUCCACGCCAUCGGCCAAACAGGCGUGACGUACAUAUCCAGCGGUGCGCUCACGCACAGCGUCACCGCGUUAGAUAUUUCGCUCAACAUUGAUGUGUAA